Messenger RNA from Closterium sp. Yama58-4, 936 nucleotides. The record is from the annotation of a GenBank genome assembly. Lineage: Eukaryota; Viridiplantae; Streptophyta; Zygnematophyceae; Desmidiales; Closteriaceae.
AUGCCUGCUCUUGCUGAAUGCGACCAAGUUCGCCGUUUACCGCACUCCAUCCUUGCAACUUACGAGACCAGCAAGGGGGGCUUUGACGCGCUGGAUGCGUCUAAUUCGAGCAAACUGGCUGUCGGGAAACCUGAACCGUCCGAUUCGCUGGCCGAUGCAUCCAAAACGCGCGAGACGACCGUAUCUCUGUCUGGGACUAAACGACCGCAUGCAUCCGCGUUUGAAGGUUCUUCGGAACGAGAGAAGUCCGAAAGAAGGACACCCAACAAGGAAGCGCGGAUUUUUUGUUCACCGCAUCGUAGCGUGCUGACAACCGUCGACGGCGUCGAUUCGUCUCCAUCACGAGCAGAUAUUGGACGAGUCAAUCGCACACCAUCCUCUGGACAAGCUGAACUCGAUUCCCGUUUGACGCUGCCUACAAACGCUGGAUUUUCUACACCGAACUCUCAUCUUAAAGUUCCUUCAAACUCAACAUCUGAAACAUCUACCGAAUUUUCUACCCCUCAGGGAGACGGAUCUCGAAUUCCUGUCCCAGCAGAGUGUCCUGGAACACCUAAGAAGUGCUCCACGAAUGGAGUGCUAGACCUGGUGAAGAUGGCUGACGCAGAUGCUACGACGGCACGAGCAGCAGACCAAGAUGCAGACGCGCAAGUUCCCCGAUUCCGGCGGAAUAAUAACUACGCUACCGCCGCAACUGGCCCCGCCGCAACUGAGCACAAGAGAUUAAGGAGGCUGCUUCGCAACAGGGUAUCAGCCCAGCAGGCGAGGGAGCGGCGGAAGCAGUACCUAUCAGAACUGGAGGGGCGGGUGUCUCAGCUGGACCAGCGGAACGCUGAGCUAAAAGAAACACUUAGCACCUUGCAACGGGAAAAUUUCAUGCUGAGACAGGUGGCUCGGAACACGGCUCAAGCAGCAGACGCCCCACCAAGCCAUUGA